Messenger RNA from Choloepus didactylus (southern two-toed sloth), 2348 nucleotides. It is a transcript of the gene GSKIP, whose product is annotated as GSK3B interacting protein. Gene Ontology annotation, biological process: regulation of canonical Wnt signaling pathway. The record is from RefSeq and is a predicted model, not a curated record. Lineage: Eukaryota; Metazoa; Chordata; Mammalia; Pilosa; Megalonychidae. Gene Ontology annotation, cellular component: cytoplasm. Gene Ontology annotation, molecular function: kinase regulator activity; protein kinase A binding. The transcript is spliced from 5 exons. The coding region runs from base 314 to 733 and encodes 139 amino acids.
CGGGGGUGGGGGGGCGGUGCCGCGGGCCGGCUACAAACGCCUCCGGAGGCUGGAAGAGGACCCUGGGCGCGCGCAGAGACGGGCGCUCCGGGAGCUGCCGGCUCCACGGGGACGACAGGAGCGUCUCUCGAGCAACCCCGCCCGGCCCCCGAAUAUUCAUUGGUGUCCAUUGUCAGCAAGUUAUUCGUCCCGCACUUCAUUCAGAUUGGUGCUGAGUAUUACACAAGCAACAGUUUGGUGACCUGCUUUGCCAGCUUGUGAGGGUUUCUUCCGUUCUAGUGCCGGAUUCUUCGUCUUCCUCCAUUAUUACAGAAUGGAAACGGACUGUAAUCCCAUGGAGUUAAGCAGCACAUCAGGAUUUGAAGAAGGGUCAGAGCUCAAUGGUUUUGAAGGAACUGACAUAAAAGACUUGAGGCUGGAAGCCGAAGCAGUUGUAAAUGAUGUUCUCUUUGCUGUUCACAACAUGUUUGUCUCGAAAAGUCUGCACUGUGCGGAUGACGUGGCCUAUAUCAACGUGGAAACCAAGGAAAGGAGCAGAUAUUGUCUGGAGCUCACUGAAGCAGGGCUUAGGGUGGUAGGUUAUGAUUUUGACCAGGUCGAUGAUCACUUACAGACUCCUUACCAUGAAACAAUCUACUCCUUACUGGACACACUCAGCCCCGCCUACCGGGAAGCAUUCGGAAACGCACUCCUUCAAAGACUGGAAGCUUUGAAAAAAGAUGGACAGUCAUGACUAAGCUUUUUCCUUUUAGAGGGGGCUGCUGUUGGUACAGAAUGUUAAUAUAAAGCUUGAAAUUUUUGCGUAUGAUCAUAGUAGGAAAUGCAUCUUUGGUUUUACAUCUUUAGCACUUCUUGCUUCAAAUUUAGACUUUAGACUCAGAAGAGUUUUGGCUAAAUUAUCUUUCUUGGUUUCUGAUUCAUAAAGGAAAUUCUGAAGCCAUUGCUGUUACACAAUUAUUAAAACAUUCAAGUUUCUUCUUAUAGUAUCUCUGCAUUUCAAAACCUAAUCAGUAUUUCAUUCUGUUAUUACAGGGCUAUGAUGCUGCCAGCACUCUCUUUUACAUAGGGAAUUCUAGAUUUGCACAGUAAUAUAGGGAUUAUAAUUAUCUAACUUCAAACUUUGAUUCAGCUUGCUAAAUCAGGGGUUUACUACUAGCUUGGACUGACUUUGUAGUAAUUAUUUUGUUAUAGCCUUAUUGGAAACAAAAUAUCAACUAGUUUCCCCUGCACAAAUUUUGAAAUUUUCUGCUUCACUUAAACUAUUUAUACUACUAAUAUGGACUAAUAAAGAUGAAUUAGUUUGAUAUUACUUAAUUAGUAUUAAAUGAAAAACAGGGACUGAAAUAGUUCUGCAUUCCUUGUUUGUAACAGCCAGCCAGCUAAGCAGAGGACAAACCGUUAGCAAAUGAAUGUAAUAAUUAUUCAUUUCCAAGAUAUCUAAGCACAUAAAUACAGGAACAGGCACCAUUCUUUUUCUUAACAGAAUGCAUCUUUAGUGUGUGUAAUUUAGAAGGACGAUUCUGCUUUCCUAGAAAACAAUAUUUUGGCCUGUGUUGAUUCUUACUCUGAAUGUUUGUUUACAUAAUGUACAGUAUAUAUUCAGAAAGUAUUUUUGCUUCAAUGUUUACUUUCUAUAAUGUAGUGCUUUGGUAUUCCCACAGCACCCCUCCUUUCCCAACAAAUGUACGGUGUUCUGUCUCAAUGCUAAAUCUACAGUGUAAUGUGAGUGCGUUGUACAGGUUUGAAACCAAAGGAUGAAUGAAACAUUCAGAGACUUAAUAUUUGAAAAAGGGAAACUCUGUAUUUUAUAUUUUAUUACAAGUACUAAUAUUUAUAAACUUGAUGAACUGUACCAUGCUGCUACAUGUUUUCAAGUACAUGUUGAAUAAUAAUGAUGGGGAGUUCUUUUUUUAAGAGUCACCUAAAGCAGCAGCAGUAGAAAUGUUAAAGUAAAAUUAUGCAUCUGGAGACACGUUCAUAAAUUUAUCAUUUGCAAACUUUCUUAACCUUAUUUUAAAAUAAGUACUUUUAGGCUCUCGAUAUCAUGUAGACCAGAGCAAAUUAAAAUUGUUUGCAUUAAUAUUUGUUGUCAAACUUUAUUGGAAUGCUUUAUGUUUGAAUAACCCGUGAUCAUUCUCAGCUUUAUUUUGAGAUGCUUAACUGUUUGGGAAAUGAAGUCUAACUUCAGGUUGAACUAUCUCAUGCUUAAUCUCAGGCUAAAUGUAAAGGGUAUUUGUAAAGUUUGAAUAAAAUCUGUUUACUCAUUUUGAGUUAAGUAUGAUGAAAAGUGAUUGUAUGUUUAAAAAUUGGAAUUGUUCAUUUUGUGAUAAAUUAUUGAUUCGAAGAGA